Messenger RNA from Brienomyrus brachyistius, 672 nucleotides. Its product is annotated as C-reactive protein-like. The record is from RefSeq and is a predicted model, not a curated record. NCBI's taxonomy places the organism in Eukaryota, Metazoa, Chordata, Actinopteri, Osteoglossiformes, Mormyridae.
AUGUAUCUUGAUAUAAUAUCUUUUAGGAAAGCUUUCACCUUCCCAAAACAGACAGCCACAGACUAUGUGAAGAUCACGUUUGAUGACAAGACAUCCCUAAUGCCCCUGACUGUCUGCCUGAGAUUCAUCACUGACUUGAGUCGAGAGUUCACGAUUUUCUCCAUGGGCACGCUUACACAUGAUCACGCAUUUCUGCUGUACAAGGAACCAUCCAGUGUGCAUGGAGGGUAUAUCAAUAAUCUAUUUGCUAAUUUCUCUGGCCUUCCAAUCGAGGUGAACAAGUGGAUCUCGACCUGUGCGACCUAGAAUUCCACAAACCGCCUGAUUCAGCUGUGGGUAAAUGGAAAGCACAGUGUCCAGAAACCUAUGGGGAAUAAGACAGCUUUCCGAACACCCGCCAUUAUCACUUUAGGUCCGGAGCAGGACGGUUAUGGAGGGGGCUUUAAUGCAUAGCAAUCUUUCGUGGGCGACAUCACUGACAUCACUGACAUCACUGACUGGCACCCCCUCUCCCACACCCCCUCUCCCUGCCAGAUCCAGGGCUACAUCGCUCACACAAGCUUCUCACCAGGUAAUGUUAUAUGCUGGAAAGCUCUAGAGUAUGUUAAACAGGGGAGUGUGACUGUAGAAGACACCGAGAUCAAUACUUGUGAAAAGCCUGGGCUGUUAUGA